This is a messenger RNA of Doryrhamphus excisus (bluestripe pipefish), 2607 nucleotides long. It is a transcript of the gene mcm5, whose product is annotated as minichromosome maintenance complex component 5. Gene Ontology annotation, cellular component: MCM complex; nucleus. Gene Ontology annotation, biological process: DNA replication; double-strand break repair via break-induced replication; DNA replication initiation. The record is from RefSeq and is a predicted model, not a curated record. Gene Ontology annotation, molecular function: ATP binding; single-stranded DNA helicase activity; DNA replication origin binding. NCBI's taxonomy places the organism in Eukaryota, Metazoa, Chordata, Actinopteri, Syngnathiformes, Syngnathidae.
UGUAUUCGGCCAAUGACAGGCAAGAGAAACGCCCCCUCGCGACCAACUGGCGGGAAACAGACAGGAAAGCGUUCACUUUUGCCGCGAACGAAGCUCCAGAAGUUGGCGCUGCUAUUGUUCUUUAUACACGUAGUUAAGAAAGUCACAUCCUUUCUGCAACAUGUCUGGCUUUGACGAUCCGGGAAUUUACUACAGCGACAGCUUUGGAGGAGGAGGACAGGGCCCAGAUGACGGAGGACAUAAGAGGAUACAGAUCAAGAAAAGGUUCCGUGAAUUUCUUCGACAAUUCAGAGUUGGAACUGACCGCACCGGCUUCACAUACAAAUACAGAGAUGAGCUGAAGAGACACUACACGUUGGGGGAAUACUGGGUGGAGGUUGAAAUGGAGGACCUUGCCAGCUUUGACGAGGAUCUAUCCGACUGUCUUUACAAGCUUCCUACAGAAAACCUGCCGCUGCUGGAAGAGGCUGCAAAAGAGGUGGCUGAUGAAGUGACCCGCCCUCGGCCGGUUGGAGAGGAGACGGUGCAGGACAUCCAGGUCAUGCUGAAGAGUGACGCACAUCACGCUUCUAUCCGCAGCCUUAAGUCCGAGCAGGUGUCUCGUCUUGUGAAAGUACAUGGCAUCAUCAUCUCUGCGACGGGAGUGAAGGCGAAGGCCACCAAGGUGUGUCUGCAGUGUCGCGGCUGUCGCACCAUCAUCAGCAACAUCUCCCUGCCUCCAGGCCUGCAGGGCUACGCUCUACCACGCAAGUGCAACAAAGAUACUACUGGAACGGCCAAGUGCCCUGUGGACCCCUUCUUCAUCAUCCCGGACCGCUGCGUUUGUGUCGACUUCCAGACGCUCCGCCUACAAGAAUCUCCGGAUGCUGUACCACAUGGGGAGAUGCCCCGCCAUCUUCAGCUCUACUGUGACAGGUACCUUUGUGAUCGUGUGGUCCCGGGAAACCGAGUGACCAUCAUGGGUAUCUACUCCAUCAAGAAGAUGGCUGCAGCGAAGGCCAAAGGCAAAGAGAAGAGUGCCGGUGUGGGUAUUCGUGCCUCCUACCUGAGAGUGGUUGGCAUCCAGGUUGACACGGAAGGGGCAGGUCGAGGUGCCACCGGCUCAGUGUCUCCACAGGAAGAGGAGGAGCUGAGAUCAUUGGCUGCGUCUCCUGACAUCUAUACCUCUCUAGCUCGCUCUGUAGCUCCCUCCAUCUAUGGCAGUGAAGAUCUUAAAAAGGCUAUCACCUGUCUGCUGUUUGGAGGUUCAAGAAAGAGGCUGCCUGAUGGUCUCACUCGCAGAGGUGACAUCAACCUGCUCAUGCUUGGAGAUCCUGGUACGGCCAAAUCUCAGCUGCUCAAGUUUGUGGAGAGGUGCUCACCUAUUGGGGUUUACACCUCAGGAAAGGGCAGCAGUGCCGCUGGUUUGACUGCUUCUGUUUUGAGGGACCCGACCACGCGUGGGUUUAUCAUGGAGGGUGGCGCCAUGGUGCUGGCCGAUGGUGGUGUUGUCUGCAUUGAUGAGUUUGACAAGAUGCGAGAAGAUGACAGAGUGGCCAUCCAUGAGGCCAUGGAGCAGCAGACCAUCUCAAUCGCCAAGGCCGGCAUCACCACCACUCUGAACUCUCGCUGCUCUGUGCUGGCUGCUGCCAACUCUGUGUUUGGUCGCUGGGAUGAUACCAAGGGGGAGGACAACAUUGAUUUCAUGCCCACCAUCCUGUCAAGAUUUGACACCAUCUUCAUCAUCAAAGACCAGCAUGACCAGCAGAGGGACAUGACAUUGGCUCGCCACGUGAUGAACGUUCACCUGAGCGCUCAGACUCAGACAGAGGGUGUCGAGGGCGAGAUCCCACUGGCCACCUUUAAGAAAUACAUAGCCUUCUCCAGGGCUAAAUGUGGUCCACGUCUCUCUGCCGCGGCUGCCGAGAAGCUGAAAAACCGAUAUGUGCUGAUGAGGAGUGGUGCAAGGGAGCAUGAGAGAGAGACUGACAAAAGACCCUCCAUCCCCAUCACUGUCAGGCAACUUGAGGCUGUUGUGCGCAUAGCAGAGUCUCUGGCCAAGAUGAAGCUGCAGGCUGUGGCUGGAGAGGAGGAGGUGGACGAGGCCCUUAGACUGUUCCAGGUUUCCACGCUGGAUGCUGCACUGUCUGGCAGCCUUUCAGGAGUGGAGGGCUUCACCACUCAAGAAGACCAGGAAAUGAUCUCCCGCAUUGAGAAACAGCUAAAGAGACGCUUUGCUAUCGGUUCCCAGGUGUCUGAGCACAGCAUCAUCCAAGACUUCAGCAAACAGAAAUAUCCAGAACAUGCCAUCUACAAAGUCCUCCACCUGAUGUUGAGAAGGGGUGAGCUUCAGCACCGCAUGCAAAGAAAAGUGCUCUACAGAGUCAAGUAGACACAUGUUUGUGUGUUCCACCACAUAAACAUUGAUGUAAAUAAUUGUCUGCGUCCUUGGCAGUGAAUGCUGUUGUGUACAUGUACCCUUCAUGAUUGUUCUGGUGAAUUAUUGUCAACUAGACUUUAAAAUAAAAGGUCUGACGGUUGUCACCCAUGGAAAUGAUGCUUUUGUACCACCAUUAAGCAUGUCCUGUAAAGAACAUGAAUAAAAUGUUUGGCAGUUAUAAAGACAAA